Messenger RNA from Colletotrichum destructivum, 1722 nucleotides. RefSeq lists its product as uncharacterized. The coding region runs from base 1 to 1722 and encodes 573 amino acids. The record is from RefSeq and is a predicted model, not a curated record. NCBI's taxonomy places the organism in Eukaryota, Fungi, Ascomycota, Sordariomycetes, Glomerellales, Glomerellaceae. The transcript has a single exon.
AUGACCACACAAGAAGAAAUGGACCACAGGGAGCAGCCAAAUGAAACUGAAAGAAAGCAACGACACCCUGCUUGUGACAAUGUGAGCAGCCACCAGAAUCAUCGCUUGCAUGGAUCUAUUCAGACAGCAAGCGAGCCUCCCUUACCACUCGACACACUUGAUACUCGUAUUCUAGACCCGGUUACAUACGACAAUGUGCGAGCUCACUUGCCAAAUCGAAAUGCACACGGCCGUCGGCGUUUCGCAACCACCCGUGACCAACCCAAUGGUGCGCAAUGGGCAGUUUUCGAUCGCCACGAAAGCAUCACCCUUUGGGCAGAUGACUGGGGAAGAUGCUGGGAAAAGGGCUCGAAAGGUCCUGCGCAGCGAAGUGACAUGGUUCCUGUCCCCAUUUGGUGGAGGAGGACGGGCUCAUAUACAGACGCGUACAUCAAGGAGAAUGCCAGAUACGUCUUGUACUGGACGUUGGAUGGCAACUUAAGGAUCCGCCAAUCCUUACGAGAAGGGGUAUCGGCAUCCACACACUACUUCUUCGGCUAUUUCCCAAGGCGUGGCCACACCGAUCUUUGGUUUGCUCCCAGGUCUGCCCCAAGCUUCUCUAGGUUUUUCUGUUUCGACGGGGAAAUCGUGGCCCCCAAAUCACACAUCCACACUCGGCGGCAAAGCGAAUCGGAAAGGGACACACGUCACGAUUGUAUUCGACAUGCCGUUCGUCAGGGACUGGACAGCAACAGGGAUCUUGGCACCGAAGACUGUCAGCUGGAAAGAGGCAGAGCCGAACCAACAAGACCCCUCAGCGAGAAAAUCAAGAGCCUCUUGUCCCUUAUCGAGACUGCCAGCCUUGACUUCCGUCAACUGGUCGAGCGAGAGGUUGCGGACUUGAAGUUGAAUGUCGGCGAAGGAGACACGAAAAGAACGCACUCCGGCGCUGGACAACGAGUUACCAACAUUCCCGGAUCUCGAGGUUCUGUCCUGUCAGCUCGAGAUGUCUCUGUUCGCUUGCGAGCCAAUUAUACGACUCGGCUUUGCAAAAAUCAGGUUAUACGAGAAAGAACAAAGAACGGACUAUUUGAUUCUCGGAAUUGCGACGAAUUGGUUCCCGAACUUUAUCUGGUCAAGUGUCAUGUUCGACCAAGUGUCUCCAUCGUUACGGACGAACAUCUUGAAGUCGAAGUAGAAAUUGUUGAGGUUUGCCGAAGUCCGGGAACAGCACAAUCCCAGGGGGCUGGGCCAGCCUUCGCACGAGAUGAGAGACGCCAUGAGGUAGCGGGUAACGUCCACGAGGUAAAUAGACACCCCGAGACUCGGCGGCAGAGACACUCUAAGCCCGGGCAACGACAGAAGUUGCACAACGCACAGUCGGAAUCGGAACUGGAGGAGCCGCUGAAAAAUGCGGGACGUAGCCAAGACAAGCGUGACCAAGAGCAGCGGCGCCACGACGACCGAAGAAGCCCCCACGGACGCAGUGCACCCAAGCAUGACAAGCGAAAUGAGACUGUCUCUGUUACCGGUCAAUGUCUUCCCACAACCUUCGUCAAAGGGUUCCGUGCCCAGGCUCAUGGGAACUAUAGAGGCCGUUCUGGCCUCGAAACUGACAAUAAUGUCCAUACUUGGCAGUCGGAAGUGGAGGCUAGCCCUCAACAACAAGAAGAAGCCUUCUCCUGGGAGAUGCGGCAAAUAGCGCUAGCCGCUUUGGAAGGGUGCGUACUUCGAAAGGCAUGA